AUAGUGUAAUACACUAAUACUCCGUAAAAACUACUCCGUAACAAACCUUGAGAUAGUUAAUGACCACAUAUGCUUUCAAUUUUGAUGGAUAAAAAAGGAGGAAGGAGCUCCUUCCUUCCACAGAGGCCCUGUGAAAUUCUUGAAGGAAAAACAGGCAUGUCUGCUAAUUCGAUCCCACUCUCCUUUCUCCAUCCUCCUUCUUUCUGCACCAAUAAGCAGGUCUCUAAUGGCUUCCCCUGCUACCGGGUCGUGCUACCCGCUUCCACCCGGCCAUUGCCUCUGAUUGUUGAAGCCAAGUCCAGAACCAGUAGGGACGAUCGGGUUGCUCGCCAUUCUCGCCUUAGGAAGAAGGUUGAAGGUACUCCUGAAAGGCCAAGGAUGUCGGUGUUCCGUUCCAACAAACAUUUCUAUGUUCAAGUGAUUGAUGACACACAAAUGCAUACUCUGGCUGCAGUUUCAACAAUGCAAAGAUCCAUCUCCGAAAAAGUCGAAUAUAGUGCUGGUCCCACCAUUGAAGUGGCACAGAAAGUAGGGGAAGCUAUAGCGAGGCUGUGUCUCGAGAAGGGGAUCACGAAGGUGGUGUUUGAUCGAGGCGGGUACCCUUACCACGGGCGCAUUCAAGCUAUUGCAGAAGCUGCAAGAGCGAACGGGCUCCAGUUUUAGAAGCUUUGAGGUUGUACUCCUUGCCAUCAUUAUUCUUUGUUCCCUUUCCUGUUGCCUUUGUUUGGUAGUACUUGCUAACUGUACAUGAGACAUACUACUACUACUACAUCUUAACCUCAAAUGUUUGUUGUAUUUGGUUUCUCCAAUAAAAAGUGUUUUUUAAGGUGCCAAAGACCUUGUGGUCAAGCGGUAUAGUUGUGGCUCUCCAAAAUGGGAAGUCACAUCUUCGAACCCAAGCAUGGUGCUACAGUAUAUUG
Molecule: messenger RNA, 920 nt
Organism: Cuscuta campestris
Lineage: Eukaryota; Viridiplantae; Streptophyta; Magnoliopsida; Solanales; Convolvulaceae
Source: the annotation of a GenBank genome assembly